Prorocentrum cordatum is the source of this 1146-nucleotide messenger RNA. Lineage: Eukaryota; Dinophyceae; Prorocentrales; Prorocentraceae. The record is from the annotation of a GenBank genome assembly.
AUGUCCCGAGCCGUGGGAGUGAAAGCGCUCCCGGCGGUCCCCGCCGGCCGCCGCUGGCCAAUGGGCGAGGGCUGCUCCGCGUGCGGCGAGGGCUGCGACGAGGGUUUCACGGCCGAGCGGAAGUGCUUCGUCGACCAGGACGAGGUGAAGAUCGGCUACGGGGACCAGACGGUCUACUCGAAAGCAGGCGCUCGUCAGGCCGCUUCGGCGCCGCUGGGCGGCCAGUCCCCGGGCAGGCCAGCGAGACUGACACCGUCGCCGGUGACCUGGGCGGACGGCCUCUUCCGGCCUACUGGCAGCAGCCUGGCAAGCCGGGUCCGUCUUACGCCCAAGCCCGCGCGGCCGCGCCGCCGGGCGGCGCGCCGGGGCGGUAGAGCGCGUGCGCGGCCCUCGGCCGCGCCGGGGCGCUCUCGGGCGGCGCGCCCGCCCUGGGCCGCUCGAGGCCGCGCGGGCGUCGAGCAGUGGCGAAGCGUCCUGGCUUGCCUGUGGGCCCACCACGGGAUGUUCUCAGAACCUUUUUGUGGUCUGCGCGGGAGCUUCUCAGAGCCUGUCUGGCCAAGGCCGUCUCGUUUUGACGCGUCGGGCUCAUGUUCUAGGAACAUGCUUUCUGUUCUGAGCAAAUGUUUGGGUUUUAGGAUCAUUUCCCGGUAGACCUAGAGGAAUGCGGGGACGGUCGGCCCCUGCUCAAGACUGGGGUCAGAAUUAGCAGAUCCUGCUCCGGCCCCACCUUGGCGGCCUCCAGCCGAGCGCAGCCGCCCGUGCCUCUGCCUCGGCCGGGGGCGUCGGAAGCAGCCGCUUGUUCGGCGUGGUACAGUCGUCUCGCAUGGUCAGGAUGAGCGACUGUGCAAGGGUACCUGCCCUUUUUCGCAUCCUUGCCCCUCAGGUCUGGGUACCUUUUCCUCCUCCGACCUCGCCCCCAGCUCCCCAGCUCUCCUUCGGUCGCCCUCGGCCGCGCUGGCCACGCCUCCGCGCCGGCCACGCCUCGGGCGAGCGCGCCGAGCCGCUCGCGCGCCAACAGCUCGCGAGAGGGCUGGGCUGGCUUCGGCGCGGGAGGGCGGCGCCGGUCCCGGGGUGGGUCGUCCUGGACAAGGCGCGCGCGCGCGGACGCCUGGGCCAGGUCGUUGUCGUCGUCGUCGUCGUCGUCGU